AUGACCGAUCAUUCCGAAAACGUGUACUACUGCCUAGUUUACUGCCCUCGCGAGGACAUGGACGACGGCGAAGAGUUCGGCGGAAUAUUCGGAAACUCCCCUGAGCAGCGGGAGCUUUUAGAAAAGACCGUACGCAACUUCUGUGAAGAAAAGUCUCGUUCACUCAAGUUAAAGUCGGACAACUCCAUCCUCGACCAACCCUUCGUAAAGCAAGAGGGCCGAAAUGAGUUAGAGAAUCUGUCGCUUGUGGACGAGGACGGCGAAGUGCUCUUGGUAAUUACCAAGGCAGCGGAUGUCGACCAGCAGGUGACGGACGCACUAAAUCAACCGACCCCACAAAGUCUCAACCUGUGUAGGAUUAUAUCGUUCCCUCCAGACUAUUUCGAAGACCCAUUGCCAGAGGAAGUCGAGGACAGAUGGGAUGCCGUAACACCAUACAUAACACCUGGUCAUGAUUCGUUCCUCUUCGGGGGGCUUGUGGCUACAUAUGUCUCAAUGGCGGAUGCCAGAGCGCAUGCGCUUGCUGAGUGCCAGAAACGAACGGAUCCGAAAAAUGGGAAGGAUUCGGACGUAUUGAACAUGGAUGAUCGGUUUUGGCUAAGUGCUACAACUGAAGAAGGGCGAUUAAGGCAUAUUAUCGUUGUUGGAAAGUGGAGACGUCGACGCGCUACUGGCAAAUGGGUACACGGGAAGAUGAGAUGA
Messenger RNA from Alternaria hordeiaustralica, 702 nucleotides. RefSeq lists its product as uncharacterized. Lineage: Eukaryota; Fungi; Ascomycota; Dothideomycetes; Pleosporales; Pleosporaceae. The coding region runs from base 1 to 702 and encodes 233 amino acids. The transcript has a single exon. The record is from RefSeq and is a predicted model, not a curated record.